Gongylonema pulchrum is the source of this 123-nucleotide messenger RNA. The record is from the annotation of a GenBank genome assembly. NCBI's taxonomy places the organism in Eukaryota, Metazoa, Nematoda, Chromadorea, Rhabditida, Gongylonematidae.
AUGCUGGCGUUAUUCACGGCUGCGGUAUUGUGCUGCUGCGAAAGGCAACGCAGUGGGAAGUAUGCAGUGAAGCAGAAGGAACUAGAACGAGGACAUCAUAUCGACGUCGAAGAACACCAGUAA